CUGGUGAGAAAGAGAGAGAGAGAGAGAGAGAGAGAGAGAGAGAGAGAGAGUCAAACACCAACUCGCCGCGGCUCUGAACGCACCCCACAUACAAAGUAAACGGGAGGACCGCUCCGCUCGUGCUGGCGGAGCUGCUCGUUUCACCCGUGGAUACUAUUACACAACAGCCGUCGUCUCCGAGCCCUGUCCGUGGGAUACUCUAGCCUAACAUCCUCCUCACAGUUUGAUUACCUCCUUUUUUAUAUCACCUCCCCUCUUUUUUGUUUUCUUUCCCCAUCUUUCCUCCCCUCUCCUCAUCCUUGAGCAUCCUCUCCACCCCCUUUUUUUCCUCGCAAGUCUUCUUGCCUGCCUAGGCUUAACUUUUCCAACCGACUCCAUCCCACACAACCUUCUCCAUCGCUCACCAACAACCCUUGGCCGCCCCCACCACCACCACCAACCACCACCACCAACCCCCCCUCACCCCCAGUCCUCCUCUUAUUGCAGCAGCCUCCCCUGGAUCGGGCGGAACCCAUUUGGUCAGUCUACAUCGGGGGGUUACACAGCUACAUGGGGCGCACGGUCUCGCUCGGAAAAUGGUCUGCCGUCGGUCUCUAAGCGCCCCGCUGAACCUGCCGGGAUUGGAGUUGUCGGUGCGCGUCUGCGUCUCUUUCCCACCUCGCCUGUGCUGUCGGGACCAGUGAGAUAUGGGUCUCUCUGUGACGGCGCAGGCACCGCUCGAAGAGCCCCGACGGCUGCGCCAGUGGAGCGGGACGGCAGGAGGCUGGCUCAGGAUCACCCUCGUCUCAUUUCUCGCCACUUUACCUGUGGAGCAGCUGCGCGCCUUCCCUUCCUCCCUCAGCGACUGCCAGACGCCGACCGGCUGGAACUGCUCCGGUUUUGAUGACCGGGACACAGACCUGUUCUUGUGCGACACCAACACAUGCAAGUUCGAUGGGGAGUGCCUAAGAAUUGGGAACAUGGUGACAUGCAUUUGCGACUUCAAGUGCAACAAUGACUAUGCUCCAGUGUGCGGCUCGAACAAUCAGAACUACCAGAACGAGUGUUUCCUGCGCAGGGAUGCCUGCAAGCAGCAGUCUGAAGUACUUAUUAUGUCAGAAGGCGCCUGUCCUGCUGAUGCCGGCUCAGGAUCAGGAGACGACGGAGGAGAGGGCUCAGCCGAGGCCGGGCAGAAAGAAACAUCCACCUGUGAUAUUUGCCAGUUUGGGGCUGAGUGCGAUGUGGAUGCAGAGGAUGUUUGGUGUGUUUGCAACAUCGACUGUUCCCACAUCAGUUUCAACCCGGUGUGUGCCUCAGACGGUCGUUCCUAUGACAACCCCUGCCAGGUGAAGGAGGCGUCCUGUCAGAAGCAGGAGCGCAUCGAGGUCAAGUACCUGGGCCACUGCCAAGGCGACAUCAUAAAUGGGAACAAAGGCGAAGAUGGACACUCUGCACGGACCAACAUAGACGAUGAUGAAGAGGAUCAGCUGGCCCAUGGCCUGUACACCCCCUGUCCAGAUCUCUACAAAAACUACUGCGUCCACGGGGAGUGUCAGUUCCCCAGAAUCCUGGCCCAGCCUUCCUGCAGCUGUUACUCGGGUUUUAGAGGCCCCCAGUGCGACAUCAAAGAGUACAACGUGCUCUACGUCGUGCCAGGCUCCGGCAAACUGCACUACGUCCUCAUCGCCUCUAUCAUUGGAGCACUCCAGGUGGUCAUCAUCUGUGUGGUGGUGCUCUGCAUUACCAGGAAGUGCCCGCGGACCAACAGGAUCAACCGGCAGAAGCAGAACAAUGUCCACUUCAGUUCAGAAAACACCAUGCGCGCCUCCACUCGACUUAUCUGAGCCCAGACACACCGGACAGAGUCCCCCUCCACGUUACAGAGCGCUGUGGCGUUAGAUGUUCUCCCUCAUAGGCCAACCCCUGAAAAUUAGGAUCUGCUUCCCCUCACUCCUCGCCCUCUCUUCCAGUAUGAACUCUAAGAAUGCCCAGGGAGGACGGUGGCACAGCAGAGACAGAGCUGGCGUGAACCGGUCAGUGACGAUAACGUCGUCAGCAGUCAACACCGCCGCCCAAACCCCUUCAAUUGCAGAUGAAGUGUGUCUCCUUGCACCUUGUCACUUCCACCCAGGGUUUUUCUGAAAAACUGAAUCAUGAGGUGUUGGAGGUUGCUGAGGAUACAGAAUGUGUGAGUGUGUGUGUGUGCGUGCGUGUGUGUGUGUGAAUGUGUAUUACAUGUGUGAGUUUUGGUAGAGGCGGGCUAGCCGGUGUCUGUCGUUUGUAGACGAGGGGUUAAAGCAAAAUCGGGGUAGUGCAAAGCAGGGUAACGGGCUUUAAAUGAGGUGUGUGUUGUGUUG
Larimichthys crocea (large yellow croaker) is the source of this 2336-nucleotide messenger RNA. It is a transcript of the gene tmeff2a, whose product is annotated as transmembrane protein with EGF-like and two follistatin-like domains 2a. Lineage: Eukaryota; Metazoa; Chordata; Actinopteri; Sciaenidae. Gene Ontology annotation, molecular function: protein binding. The transcript is spliced from 10 exons. The record is from RefSeq and is a predicted model, not a curated record. The coding region runs from base 687 to 1823 and encodes 378 amino acids.